AUGACAGAAGAAGUGCCCGCAGCUGCCACCAUGCCAGCGUGCAACGGGAGCCUUCCCCGGGAGGACGGCCCGCUCCAGGUCACCGGGGGCAUCGAAGAAAUUCCAAAAUCUGUUGGGACGGUCCCAUACGCAAAUGCGGACAUGAGCCCUGACACUUCACCUGCAAAGGAAAGCCUGGAGGAAACCAGAAACUCAUUGGCAGAGGACAUCACUCCUGAGAAUUUUGCCGGAGAGAAGCGAUGUCAAGAAAAGCCAGAGGAGAGCGUUGGGACAUUACAGCAGGGAGCAGUGGAUAUCCAGGACACAGGGACCAAUGGCCAGGGAUCAGGGGAAGGGCCGGGUGGCACAGCGGGGAUGAGCACCGAGACACUGCCGGGCAGCGCCGAGCCCCGAGCGAAUGUGGCCGAGGAGGAGGAGGAGGAGGAGGAGGAGCAGGACACAGAAGAGGAUGAAGUUCAGGUGAUUGAAAUCAAGAAGGAGAACAGCGAGGGGUCCCUGCCGGACAGCGGCAAGCAGGCAUCGCCCCCAGGCAGCCCCGGCUGCAACUCCCCGCUGGAGAAAGCUGGGGAGCAGCCCGGCCUGGGGAAGAAGAACGACAUCUCCAGACACAGCUAUUCCAGAUACAACACAAUCUCCUACCGGAGGAUCCGCAAAGGAAACACCAAACAGCGCAUCGACGAGUUCGAGUCCAUGAUGCACUUAUGAACUGAGGGGGAAGCGCCGAACCCAUCGAGCCCUCGCUCGGGGCUUGGUUUCAUUUUGUUCCCCCAAAAUGUGUUCUCUUCACACAACACAAGGUCACUGCUUUUCUUCUUUUUGUAUAUGAUUUAUAAUACACUGUGAAAAUUUAACAUCUUGGCUUUGACAGGGGCAGAGGCAUCCAUAGCGCAGGAAAAUAAAUAAUCAGUUUGCUA
Molecule: messenger RNA, 914 nt
Organism: Cinclus cinclus
Lineage: Eukaryota; Metazoa; Chordata; Aves; Passeriformes; Cinclidae
Gene: ERMN
Product: ermin
Exons: 3
Coding region: 1-705 (234 amino acids)
Biological process (GO): regulation of cell projection organization; morphogenesis of a branching structure; actin filament organization
Cellular component (GO): cell cortex; neuronal cell body; extracellular exosome
Molecular function (GO): actin filament binding
Source: RefSeq, a predicted model, not a curated record